CCUCAAGGCUCAUCCUGUAAGUGUAUCGGUGUUAUUAUUUCACCCAUAGCACUUGGCGAUGUGACGUCAUUCUGUAAGCAAACUGCCAUGAUGGGAAGUCUUAGAACGGGUAUCUUGUUGACAAUUUUGCUUGUGUGUGUCUUCGACACAGAAGCUAGAAGAGGUGGUGGAAGUUCUUACAGAGCAUCCUACAGGAGUUCUUCUUACAGAAGUUAUUACAGCAGCUAUUCCUAUAGGUCUUAUGUGGCUGUGAGGUACACCAGAGCUUACACCUACUGGGCACCCACCUACCUGUACUACUACUACCACAACCUUUACUUCUACCACAGUGCUGCAUACUCCAGGUCAACAUCUUUAACUUCCUCAACUGCCGGUGUAUGUAAGAACUAUGAAGCCAACAGUAAUGGCUCCUACAUGGGUCUGUUCACAUGUCCUUUGUCAUUUGAACCUGCAGACUUUACUUCGUGUUGUGGAGAAGAAAACUCUGAAUACUGUUGCAGGUGGAAUGACAACACUGGGAAUAUUGUGGGCGUGGUGUUUGGGGCCAUCAUUGCUGCAACACUCGUCAUUGUGGUCAUCGUCAUACUGGUGAGGAUGUGUAAAGUGAAGAAAAUGAAAGUUUCAUCUUCAAGCAAUAUCAGAAGAAGAACUUAUAGAAGUGAGAUAUCUAUGACAGAACGCUCGGGAAGACCAUCUCACUUCAACACAAACUACUCCAAUCCUCACCAGUUUGCAAGCUACAGUGGUCCUCCCCCUCCUCCACCAGACCAGAAGGCUCAGUCCAGCUACAUGUUCUACUCUGGCUCUCAGCAGCCUACUGGCUACACAUAUAAUGACCCUGCCUACCCUCCCACAGAACAGAAGCAAGGCCUGGCAGCACCAGUGGACCCAGGCUACUCCAGCACACAGCCGCCUCCUCCUGGUUACAGCCAAGCUAAUAAUGAUCCAGCCUAUGCACCUCCUCCACCUGCUUAUUCGUGAUCUAUGCAAAAAGAUCAAAGGUUACUGGUUGACCUGGAACUCUUGUAAAGGAACACCCAAGGUCAACAUGAAGAUAACUGAAGCUUAUGAAAAAAAUCAUAACAAGUCUUUUUAUAUAUUGUGAGAUUUUAUACAUCUCUGUCCAUUUUAGGUUAUGAAACAUUCCAGAUAUAAAAGCAUUAUUUUUGAUGCUGUCCAUUUUUUUUUCAUUUUAAAAUAUUGUUAGGUUCAAUAUGUGAUAUUCUAAUACUGUGAUAGCUGUGUUGGUAUUUUAACUGGAAAGCAAUUCUCCUUCUAUUAAAUGAGGUAUACACCAGAAUGGGGGAACAUAUUAUCAGGAAUCUUUUGCUACCAUACUUAGUAUAUGCAUUUUUUGUUCAUAUUCGUAUAUUAUAUAUUAUAAGGACAUAUAUAACAUUUGAAUGGAAUUCUGUGGAACUGUUCCAUUCUUCGUUCUGUGAAUGUUGGAUGUGUUGUAUGCUAGAUAUAUAUUAUAUAUAUAUUCAAGAUUUUGAUGUGAAGUAUUGUCUACAAAUGUGUGUAUCAUUGACUUGUGGUGACAGAAAUAGAAUGUGUGUUGUCAUGUGAGCCAUAUUUUUGUGUUGUGUGAAUAUAUACUGCUAAAAGGUUCUAAACAAUCAGUGACUGUUGGAAUAUUAAUUACUUUACUCCUCAACAACUAUAGUGCCUUCAUUACAAUAGUUGAUAGCCUGUAACUGUAAUAGACUGAACCAUGGGAUGCCAACUACAAAUACUCAAAAACUGAACAACCUAUAUGUUACACAGUUAGUUUUGUGGUUGGUUACAGAAGUUCUCACAUUUACUUUAAUAUAUUUUGGUGGAGAGAGAGAGAGAGAGAUAAGGGAGGAGAAAAUAGAUUACUGAUCUGUGAAGCUGCCCUACUCAUAUUUGAUAACUUUUAAUAUGCACUAGGAAAAUGUUUACUAUAUAUAUUUAUAUGUAUAUUUGGAAAAGUGUUAACAUCCUUUUGUACAUUUAUUUAUUUUAAUUUUGUUUUGUUUUAUUUGCCUUUUUGUCUGCAUCUGUAAAGUAUUUUAAAGUAUGACUUUUAAUAUAAGCACUGUUUGCAUUGGCAACUUUGCUGAAGCUUACUUCGUAUAUAUCUUUGGUAUUAUUGAACAGUAUUUUAAAAUUGUAUUUCUUCUUUUUUUUAACCUAUAUGUAUGGUUGUAAUCAGGAGUACUUAUUUUCAGAUGUACCUUUUAACACCUUGCACCUUUGCAGUUAUUUUGAGCAUAUUUCUAUUGAAAAUGAAUUUAAAUUUGAAAAUAUACCAAUUUCUAACAUUGUGUUUGUAUGAAAUCACUGUUAUUAAGAG
Molecule: messenger RNA, 2320 nt
Organism: Lingula anatina
Lineage: Eukaryota; Metazoa; Brachiopoda; Lingulata; Lingulida; Lingulidae
Source: RefSeq, a predicted model, not a curated record